Messenger RNA from Schistosoma haematobium, 534 nucleotides. RefSeq lists its product as uncharacterized. The transcript has 10 exons. The annotation marks the transcript as partial. Lineage: Eukaryota; Metazoa; Platyhelminthes; Trematoda; Strigeidida; Schistosomatidae. The record is from RefSeq and is a predicted model, not a curated record.
CUGGUUAUUACAAACGAAAUUACGAAGAUAGCUCACAACAACUGGUCACAAGCCUUACAGGAUCUACUGAGAGAAGAAACUACCAUGGAUAAUAAAUGGGAAGGGAUAAACAAGAAGACAGCAAUUAACAACAGCCGGACAAGAGCAGCCGAAUUCAAGGCGCAAGCUAAAUACACAGAAGCAAACAAUGAAGCGGGAGGAAAUAUGAAACAAUUAUAUGACACGACGAUGAAACUGUCAAAGAAGGCAAACCAAUCAGAACUCUUGAAUAGAUCAUCUCCAUUGAAUCCAUCGGAUAUCGAAGCAGAACACACAGACCUUCCUAUCGCUGUCACUUCACCAACGAUCAAAGAAAUCAAGAUGGCCGGCCAUCAGACAAAUCAAGACAGAGGCACUGAUGUCAGACAUAGAAGUAACUGCAAACAUGCUCCACGUUCUAUUCAGGAAGAUUUGGAAAGAAGAACAAGUACCGACAAAUUACAUCACACUACUAUCAGUACCAGGAAAUGUUUUCAACAAAGCCGGAUACCAUAA